UCUGUCUCUCUCUUUGUCUCAGAUAUUAUAUUUAAAAAUAAAUUUCACUGCAGUGCAGAGAAGAGGUCUCAGGACAGGAUGGCAGCACACAGUUUUUGGAUAUUGUGUGGAGUUGUAACUAUCUUUGGGACUUUGAUGGUUCAAGUGCAGUGCAAUGAAGAGUCACAGCUGAUCAGUGACCUGUUUAAAGAUUACAACAAGAAUAUUCGGCCGGCGGUUCAUCCUGAAGACAAGGUGGAGGUUCAGAUCAAACUGACUCUAACAAACCUCAUCUCCCUGAAUGAAAAAGAGGAGACUCUUACAACCAACGUGUGGAUUGAGAUUCAAUGGACUGAUUAUCGCCUUUCCUGGAAUAAAAGUGAUUAUUAUGGUAUUGAUAUUAUUCGAGUCCCAUCCACGACUGUGUGGCUCCCUGACAUUGUCCUUGACAACAAUAUUGACGGCAAAUUUGAUGUGGCUUACUACGCCAACGUGCUGAUCUAUGACAGUGGUUGGAUGUACUGGCUUCCUCCUGCUAUCUAUCGCAGCACCUGUGCCAUUGAAAUCACCUACUUCCCAUUUGAUUAUCAAAACUGCACCCUGGCAUUCAGAUCCCAGACCUACAGCGCCAAUGAAGUGGAUCUCAUCCUGGCUAUUGGAGAAACUGGGAACGUUAUUGAGUGGGUAGACAUCGACCCAGAGGCUUUCACAGAGAAUGGUGAGUGGGCCAUUGUCCAUCGUCCAGCCAGGAAGAUGAUCAAUACUAAAUAUUCUCCAGACGACCUGGAGUAUCAAGAGAUCAUGUUCAAUAUAAUUAUCCAGAGGAAGCCUUUGUUUUACAUCAUCAACAUCAUCCUGCCCUGCUCUUUAAUCUCCUCGCUGGUUGUCCUGGCUUAUUUCCUACCUGCACAAGCCGGUGGACAGAAGCUGACUGUGUCCAUCUCUGUUCUGCUGGCUCAGACUGUCUUCCUCUUCCUCAUUGCUCAGAAGGUCCCUGAGACGUCUCUCUCUGUGCCUCUUAUUGGAAAGUACUUGAUCUUUGUCAUGUGUGUGACUACUCUUAUUGCAACCAAUCAAAUCGUGGUGCUGAACUUCUCCCUGCGUAGUCCCAGUACUCAUACCAUGUCCCACACUAUCAAACAUAUAUUCCUGGAGAUGGUACCUCGUUUCCUGGGCAUGUCUCCCCUGGUGGAUGACAGUGAAGUGACAACAGAGGUAAACGGAGUGAGGGAGCGGCGGCGGAGUUCUUUUGGCCUGAUGCAGAGAGCAGAAGAAUAUGUACUGAAACAACCACGCAGUGAAAUGUUGUUUGACAAACAGAGAGAGAGGCAUGGCCUGACAAGAUCAAUUGUGGACAACAUAGAUGUUAGCAGCACAGCUAACCUAUAUAAGAGUCUGGCCCAGGCUGCACCUGAGAUCAAGCAGUGUGUGGAUGCCUGUAAUUUUAUUGCUGAGAGCACAAGACAACAAAACAACAUUGGAUCUGAGAUUGAAAGUUGGGUGCUGAUUGGAAAGAUGAUUGACAAGGUGUGUUUCUGGGCUGCCAUCCUCCUCUUCAUCAUCGGCACGGUGGGGAUCUUCCUAACAGGACACUUCAACCAGGCACCGGAGUUUCCAUUUCCUGGACAGAACAAAAAAUAUAUUUCAGAUUAAAAAGCCUUCGACUAAGGUCACUGUAACUCAUGUUAUUUAUAAGGCUGACCAGUCUUGCUAAUCGACUCAGAUUCAGAGUUGAGUUAUGUAAAUCUGCUGUUUUAACUACAGAGAUUUAACACCCUUCAACAGUUUGCGUCAAUAUUGAAACCUCUGGCUUAGCUUAAUGAUGCCUAUUGAGCAGCAGGGAGUUUCCAUUUGUACUUACAGCUCUGUAUAGGUGCCUUGAGCAUAUGCAGAGGGGAUGACUGAGUUUAGUUAUAAAGAUGAUGUUUUAUUGAACAAAUCAUAAAAAAUAGAGAUGAUACUGUAACUUCACAGUUUAAUAAACUUCAGAGCUACAACUUCAUUUUACAGCCUUUAAAGAGCUCAGGCCAUGAUGGAGUUUCACUGCAUGUACUGUCUUAUGUGAAGAACUUGUGCAUGUAACUUGAGCCAGCCAACUCUGAAUCAAAGCCUUAUUAUUCUUACUAUGACUUAUUUAUUAGGAAGUCUUCUUAGACGUAGAUGGCUCGGUGGGGCUUUGUCUUGAUUUCAUUGUGCCAUGUUUUGUAAAUAAAUAUUUUAUUUUGUGCA
Sphaeramia orbicularis (orbiculate cardinalfish) is the source of this 2208-nucleotide messenger RNA. RefSeq names its product cholinergic receptor, nicotinic, epsilon (gene chrne). Gene Ontology annotation, cellular component: postsynaptic membrane. Bases 79 to 1632 code for a protein of 517 amino acids. The record is from RefSeq and is a predicted model, not a curated record. Gene Ontology annotation, biological process: monoatomic ion transmembrane transport. Gene Ontology annotation, molecular function: transmembrane signaling receptor activity; acetylcholine-gated monoatomic cation-selective channel activity. NCBI's taxonomy places the organism in Eukaryota, Metazoa, Chordata, Actinopteri, Kurtiformes, Apogonidae. The transcript has 12 exons.